AUGGUGACGGCCCCGUGUUCUGUCGACGUGUUUGAGCAGCUGGAUGACGCCAUCCGGGUGGAAGCCUACCGGUCAGCUGUGUCCGAAGCCGAUAUACUAAGGACCGAAGUGGGAUUUUGGACGUGGCAGGAAGAUUUCGAGUCUUCCAGCUCACAACAGCUGGGAAAUGAACAGCUCUGUGACGCUGAUGCCCGCAAGCAGUCGCCAGUAAUUGAGCAGGUGGCAUGCGCCUCUGGAGCGGCAAAAAAAGACAGGACUACGCGCAUGUUCGUUGAUUAUCGACGUCUCAACGCCAUCACUGAGGACAUUGUGUACCCUUUCCGAAGCAUUGAAGAUGCGCUGCAGGCACUUAACGGAAGCAAGUACUUUUGUGUUAUGGACUUGGUGUCUGGAUUUUAUCAGAUCGCCGUGCAUUCAGAUGACAUACAGAAGACUGCUUUCGUGACACCGCGGAGUCUUUACGAAUUCCUCCGGGUGCCAUUUGGCCUUAAAGGUGCCCCAUUCACAGAGACAAAGGCCCAGUAUGCAGUCGAUUCCUCCUCUGCCUUGGUGCCCAACGAAAAGCUGAGACCCUUCAUGAAAUGCAUGAACGACGACACGAAGCGGCACUUUGACAAGCACCACAAGGACGCUGUGUUUGAAAGAGGACAUCUGGUGCUCCUCAAGGCACCAACAUCCGGUGUGAAAACUACGCCGUACACCAGACUUCACAAGAUACUGAACAAACUAUCUCCCGUGAACUACGAGAUCGAACUCGUGGACAACAUGGGAAGUGCCAUUGUACAUGCUGAAAAUUCAGACCAUAUCAGAGCCCCAUCACUCACAUGGAGCAAGCCAAUGCUUCGGACUAAGGUGUACAUUGGUGCCAUGCAGUGUAAGUAG
Messenger RNA from Rhipicephalus microplus (southern cattle tick), 882 nucleotides. RefSeq lists its product as uncharacterized. NCBI's taxonomy places the organism in Eukaryota, Metazoa, Arthropoda, Arachnida, Ixodida, Ixodidae. The record is from RefSeq and is a predicted model, not a curated record.